AUGGUGUCUACUUACGAUUUUUUUUAUGAAUUGGCAUCCUUGGAUCCUUUGGAACGCCAGGCUUCGACUGCUGGUUUUAUCUCGUACCUGCACAAUAAAUACGAAGAGCAUUUAAAGUCGAAGGUGAACCCCACUUCAAAUAAAAUUGCUAAAGAGGAUUUCACGGGGGUCUUGGAUUAUCUGGAAAGCUCAUGUGGUGCAGACAUAACAUAUUCUCUGGUCCGUUUGACAAGAGGUCUCGCUAGUCCACGAGCAGGCGCUAGACAUGGUUUUUCCCUUGCCUUGAUCGAGCUUUUGGCCUGUCUGAAGUGCGUCACGUACAAAAUUAUAGCAACGCUCAUCGACGAAGCAUGUCUGAUAAAGUCCUCGAAAGAUCGUGAAAAUUCGGAUCUUAUUUUUGGGCGCGUCUUUGGCUUCAUGGCCAUCAUUCAAUCGGGAAUUCUUUGGCGCGAAAGUUCCACUAAAGAAAAUUACAUUGAGACUAUCGAUAAUUUGAUAGCUUGUUCCAAUUACAAGUCAUACGUUCGAGAAUCCUGUUAUCACAUCAUAAUUUCGAGUAUACCCCACUUAAAAAUCACUUCCUUUGAGGAUUCAGCGAUAGCACAUCUGAUAACUGUCAUGAAAGGACGUAACAACCAUGGAAUACAUAAUCCCGAUGAUGUAAAUCUUGCGCUUUCCAUUGAAUCCCAAUAUCCAGAAAUAGUGAAAAACGACAGUUGGAAAAAAAUUUUGUUGCAUGAUUGCGACUCAUGCGUUGUUAAAUGGCGAAACCCAAAUAUUAUGCAUCGAGAUAAUAUGGCGAAGCUAGCCGAGGCCAUUCAAGUAUGCUUUGAAGAUCUGGUUAUCUCUGUUUCACUCGUAUCACUUUAUCCAUUUAUCAUUGCGUUUCAGGCUAGGUCAAGCAAGCUCGCAGCUGAAAUCCAUCAAAAUCAGGAGAGUCGACUGCAUUCCGUGUGGAACACGAUAAUAAACCUGUAUAGCUGUGAGGAUGUCAUCGGAAAGCAUUCGAUUAAAUUUGAUGACUUCUGGAAAUUUGUUGUAGAUGCUCACUUUGCAACAUUUCAGCUGAAGGUAAUUGAACAAGUUUCCGCGGAGGAUGGAGAUAAGGGAAUGAUCAUAGUCAAAUCUUUGUUGGGUACAAACUGCAAUUGGGACUUUGACACGCUCAGCGGUACCAAAACCAUCAAGCGAAUUCUUAGAACAAUGAGUAGUGACGCAUUAGAAAAUUUCUUAUUGCAUGUCGAACAGAUAUUUCUGAAACCGAAUCAAAAGGAUAAUAGCGGUACCGAUACGAUUGAGGAUUGCCGGCAGUGGAUAAUCAAUUUCGUAUAUUCGAUAUUGAAAGACGCGCAGAUGAAACGUCGCGAAAGCUGGAUGAUAAUCGUUUUUAAUAUGUUCAUAAUGUAUGGAUUCUUCACUGCUAAAGUUGAUGGAGAAAAGAAAAUUUCGAAGUGCGAUUUCGACGAAUCAUCGAGUAUGUUCGAUUCCAUGGGGGAACCCCUGGAAAAAAUGAGAGAGGAUUUUAUGCAGGCUAGAUUUAGAGUGCCUAAACCUCCACUGUCCGAGAAAACUCAGGAAUGUUGUAGGACACGCUUCUUUCAUGCGCUUGGUGAAUUGAUUACCAUUCGUCCUCUCGAAAAUAAACAGAGCUUUGACGUUCGACUAAAUGGCACCAUGAAUAAUGGUGAAACGUGGGCCUAUUAUGCCGUGUGUCAACUUGUAAAACUCGAAAGAGAUGAAAAAAUUGAACCGUUAAUUAUUCUUAAUGAUGAAGUCCGAGAAACAAAGGAAAAAGUCUUUAAGAUUAUGCACCGAAUUAAUGAUAAACUUAGAAAGAGUAAAGAAAAGACGACGAAAAACCAAGACGAGGCAUUGCAAUGUGAAGGUUUUCUGUGGCUCUUUUCCUUUUCCAUUCUUACAUUGUACAAUGAGCAGAAGGAGGCAAUGAACGCCUUGGAGGAUUUGCAAUCUUGUUAUGCAAAAAUGUCUGCAAAGUCCAAGAAGUCAAUUCACGAUGAACACGAUCCAGCGGAUGUGAUUGUUGAUAUAUUACUUGGGUAUCUAGCGAUACCAUCUUCCUUAUUGCACAAUAUGGCUGAGCAUGCAUUCAGGAUAUUUUGUGGCAAAAUUACCGGAUCUUCGUUGAAUCUAUUAUUAGAUCUAAUAAAUAAAGGAGAUAUCGAAGCAAUGGAUAUCGACAGCGAAGAGGAGGUAGAUAAAAUGGAAGGAGAGGAUGAAGAUGACGAGGAGAGCGAUUCGAAUGCAAGUGAAGGGGAAGAUGACAGUAACGAAGACGAUUCGGGAGAAAGUGAUGAUGAUCAUGUAAUACUGAAACGAAAAUAUAAGAAUAUUGACGAGCAAGAUGAGAAUGAAAGCGAUGAGGAUGAUGAAAAUGACGAAGAUAAUGAAGAUAAUGAAAGCGAUGAAGGAGACGAUGCUGUUAGCGAUCAGGAAAGAAUGAUGGAAGAUUUGGAUUCCAAGUUAGUAGAAUAUUUCAAACAAAAGAAAAUUGAAAAAUCGAGAAAGAAAGAUGCAAAAUACCAGAAGAUACAUUUCAAGCAUAAGGUCAUCGGGCUGUUGCGCGUUUUUGCUCACUCUCAACCCACCAAUCCUCUCAUUCUUGAACUUCUUGUUCCUUUACUUGAAAUCUCCAAAAAUUCAAAAACUGAUGAAAUUUCAAGAAGCGCGUUUGUUCUUCUUAAUAAAAUAAUCGCGAACAAAGAAGUGCCAACUCAAUUUGAAGACGGCAAAGUACUUACCUUAAUUAAGCAGGUGCACGAUUUAUCCAGUAAAUCAAAGAAUGGGGAAUUGUCGAAAUCAUGUUGGAAGGCCGGCAUAUACCUAUUUAGGUCCUUAGCCUUGCACUAUAAGGAUGAAGGAAGCGAUGGAUUACCGGAAGAAUACCCAAAUCCAUCUAUAGAAAAGGCAGUCAAUAUUUACGAAUUAUCAUAUCAGAAAUGGAUAAAGAGGCCCAAUCGUUUGACGGUCAAAUCUUUCUCGGAGUUGCCCAAUCUUCUUCCACAAGUUCCAUGGUAUUUGUCCAAGAUAUUUCUCGAGUUCACUGAUCCAGAAACUGCCAAGAAUCCUAAACAAGUGACACUCGCGUAUGAUAUUUCAAAGUCAAUAUUCAACUACUAUGUACCCAAGAAGAAACGGAAAUUG
Acaulospora colombiana is the source of this 3162-nucleotide messenger RNA. The record is from the annotation of a GenBank genome assembly. NCBI's taxonomy places the organism in Eukaryota, Fungi, Glomeromycota, Glomeromycetes, Diversisporales, Acaulosporaceae.